AUGCGGCCCCCGGCGGCGCUGACCCCUCUGCUGGCCGCUGUGCUGAGCGCGCUCCUGCUGGGGCCUCGGGAUGGACGGGCCCGGCUGCAGAGCGGAUUUCUGGAUCGGGCUGCGGCGGCGGAUGGAGGAGAAGGCAGGCCCCGGCCCGGCCUGCGGGGAGCUGUACGCCUGGGUGGACGGCAGCCCGCGAGGUUCCGGAAAUGGUACGCGGACGAGCCGUCCUGUGGGAACGAGGUCUGCGUGGUCCUCUACCACCAGCCGUCGGCGCCCGCCGGCCCCGGGGGCCCCUACCUCUUCCAGUGGAAUGAUGACCGGUGCCACAUGAAGAACAAUUUCAUCUGCAAAUACUCAGAUGAGAGAACGACAGCUGCUUCGACGGGAUGGGGACCUGGGCGUAGGGGGGAGGGGCCCGAGCUAUUGACGCCGACCUUGCCAGGCCAGUCCCGGAGAGACGCCAACGAAACGCUGAAAGAGACCAAAGAGGCCGGUUUGAACAUCCUCUCCAUCCUCAUUCCCAGCAUCUCCCUGCUCCUCCUCCUGGCUGCCACCGCAGCCGUGGGCUGUGUUUGGAUCGGUGUGAAGAGGAGGCGAGAGGGGGCCGGCCCCAGGCCGAAGAAGCAGAGGGCCGGGGCUCCCCUCCCGGCCCCGAGCAGCCCCAACCUGGAGGUGUACAACGUCAUCCGGAAACAGGACGAAGCCGACCUGGCCGGGGCGCGCCCGGCCCCCAAGAACAUCUCGUUCCUCCCCCGCCCGGGCACCGGGCCCCGCCUCGGUCCUCCAGGGGCUGGCCACCCCGAGGCCCGGGGCCUGUCCGAAGCAGGGCUCGGGACGCCGGUGAGCGCGGAGAGUGGAUUCGUGACCAAUGACAUCUACGAGCUGUCCCACGACCAGCGGGGGAGGAGCAAGCAGUCCGCCUGGGUGGAAAAUGAUAUUUAUGGUUACGAGCCAGACUGGCAGAGUUCCAACAGGCCGCCGCCGAGUCGAAAGGAGAAGUGAGAGGGUUUUCUCCCCACGGGCUGCAGGUCUGGGCAUCUCUGGCUCCCAUUUCUCAAGGAAAAGGACCUGGAGAGCGACACUCCCCGGCCCCCCAUCCCCUCCCGAAUCCUACAGCAAGGGCCUGGAAAUCAGAAGGACCUGGGUUCUAAUCCCGGC
Messenger RNA from Ornithorhynchus anatinus (platypus), 1152 nucleotides. RefSeq names its product layilin (gene LAYN). Lineage: Eukaryota; Metazoa; Chordata; Mammalia; Monotremata; Ornithorhynchidae. The coding region runs from base 1 to 996 and encodes 331 amino acids. Gene Ontology annotation, molecular function: hyaluronic acid binding. The record is from RefSeq and is a predicted model, not a curated record. The transcript has 7 exons.